Etheostoma spectabile (orangethroat darter) is the source of this 917-nucleotide messenger RNA. RefSeq names its product protein CEBPZOS. The record is from RefSeq and is a predicted model, not a curated record. NCBI's taxonomy places the organism in Eukaryota, Metazoa, Chordata, Actinopteri, Perciformes, Percidae. The transcript is spliced from 4 exons. Bases 147 to 425 code for a protein of 92 amino acids.
GUACUGCACUCAGACCGUAACACCUUGCUUCACUUGUAAAACACAAGGGCACUUUGCAAAGGUUUCGCGUUAUUUCAACACUGUUUACUGUUUUAAUUUAUUGCUUAACACUCGUUCGGCUAUUGUUCUCCACCGUGAAUUAGAAGAUGCCGCCCAAACCUCUGGAGCCUCUGGCCAAAAAACUCAUGAAGGGAGUGAUCGCUCUGGAGCUGCUGGGCGUCUUCGGAGCGUACUCUCUGUUUCACAUGAUGAACAACAGUCAAGAUUUCAGGAGCACCGUGAAUCGGAGGUUCCCGUCAGUUCUGGAGGCAGUGUGUAACGUUCAUCAAAUGACCAGAUCCAAAAACCAGUUUCUGGUCCUGUCUCCUCCCAGUUUACUACCAGUCCAACGAGUGGGCGGGGGUCUACGGCACCCGAGAGAGUGACCACGAGGCCUGGUCAGCCAAACAGGACUGAGAGUGGCCAUCAGCUUGAAAGUCCACAAACACAUGGCGGCUGCUGCUACUUUUUCCUCUUCUUCUGCCCGAGCGUCUUGCCUCCUGUCCUGGCUCGACCAAACGUCUUCUUUUUGUUGAACAUGGUCUUCUUCCUGCGCAGCGUCUUGACGUCGCGGCCUUGGAUCCAGUCGUUGCGCUGAGACUCCCACUUCAACUGCUUCAGGCCUGCAGGGAUAAACAGGGAGUGGUGAUGACUUUAAGUCCUCCUAUCUAGUCUUGAUAUAUAUAUUUAAUGAAUGUAUUGUUUGUAAUUCGUCAACACUGCCUGCUUGGAGAGUAAAUGUGACCAAUAGAAUAAAGCCCUGGUUGACUGAGUUAAACUGAAAGUGUUAUUCAAACAAAGUCAACUAUUGUUCAACUGAUCUGUUUCUCUUUGUGGAGAAGUUAUUAAACCUGACUGGUAUCCAGCAAACUAAAUAA